AUGCUGUUGAGCUGCCGCCACAAGUAUUUGCAACGCAUCAUCUGGGUGCUCUGCACCAUGUCUUUGAGUUCGACUGCUCGUCGUCAUAAACGCAGCAUCUAUGGCCUAGACUCAAAUGGUCCCUAUUUGCCAGCGCCAUUUGGGCCCGUACCGUUUGCGCCAUUUGGUUUGGGCUCUCCGUUUGCACAGCCCCCUUUCGCUCUUCCCUAUCAUCCUUAUGCUCCGCCACCGUAUGCCGCACCAAAUUCCUAUGCCUUGCCUCCAUGGUACCCACCGCAUCCCUACCAGAAUCCUACUUUUGCACCGCCACCACCGCCUUUAUAUCGGCCGCCAUAUUUUCCACCUGUAGUCGCACCUGCCGCUCCUGUGGGUCCGCCACCAGCGCCCAUUAUUGUGCCCGCCAAGACAGCAGCAGCGUUGAGCAUUGCGUCAAUAAUUCAUGCAUUCAUCGCGCGCAAGUUCUAUCCACCGGUGCUGCCAGUGCCAAUUGCAAGGCCAGUGCCAUAUCCGGUGCCUGAGUUGUCACCAAUCACUGUACCAUCUGAACGACCUGCUGCUGUAACGAAUAUACAACCCAUUGCCAACAGAGAAGCUACAGCUAAGACGCUAUCUGAAAACACUUGCGUGCCGAUGAUCAUGUUAGAAAAUUCAUUUUUCGAACGCAUAACAACUACAACAGAAGUGCCUUGGCAGCCCACAGUAAUUCCCAUACGAGAAUAA
Anastrepha obliqua is the source of this 720-nucleotide messenger RNA. RefSeq lists its product as uncharacterized. Lineage: Eukaryota; Metazoa; Arthropoda; Insecta; Diptera; Tephritidae. Bases 1 to 720 code for a protein of 239 amino acids. The transcript has 3 exons. The record is from RefSeq and is a predicted model, not a curated record.